CUCGGCACUGCCUAUGGUGGUGGCAGCCAUCUCCUACUUGGCAUCAUGGCUGCCCUCAGACCACUGGCGAAGCUCAAGAUCGUCAAAAAGAGGAUCAAGAAGUUCAACCUGCACCAAUCAGACCGAUACAUCAAAAUUAAGCAUAACUGGUGGAAACUCAGAGGCACUGACAAUAGGGUGUGCAGAAGAUUCAAGGGCCAGAUCGUGAUGCUCAGCACUGGUUAUGGGAGUAACAAGAAAACAGAGCACAUGCUGCCCAGUGGCUUUCGGAAGUUCCUGGUCCACUACAUCAAGGAACUUGAAGUGCUGCUGAUGUGCAACACAUCUUACUGUGCUGAGAUUGCUCAGAACAUCUCCUCAAAGAACUGCAAAGCCAUUGUGGAAAGAGCAGCCCAGCUGGCCAUCGUCACCAAUCCCAACACCAGGCUGCACAGCAAAGAAAAUGAAUAA
Rhinolophus ferrumequinum (greater horseshoe bat) is the source of this 450-nucleotide messenger RNA. RefSeq names its product 60S ribosomal protein L32-like. The transcript has a single exon. Bases 46 to 450 code for a protein of 134 amino acids. The record is from RefSeq and is a predicted model, not a curated record. Gene Ontology annotation, molecular function: structural constituent of ribosome. NCBI's taxonomy places the organism in Eukaryota, Metazoa, Chordata, Mammalia, Chiroptera, Rhinolophidae. Gene Ontology annotation, biological process: translation. Gene Ontology annotation, cellular component: ribosome; cytosolic large ribosomal subunit.